Messenger RNA from Budorcas taxicolor (takin), 1501 nucleotides. RefSeq names its product tryptophanyl tRNA synthetase 2, mitochondrial (gene WARS2). Gene Ontology annotation, cellular component: mitochondrial matrix; mitochondrion. Gene Ontology annotation, biological process: mitochondrial tryptophanyl-tRNA aminoacylation. The coding region runs from base 1 to 1083 and encodes 360 amino acids. The record is from RefSeq and is a predicted model, not a curated record. NCBI's taxonomy places the organism in Eukaryota, Metazoa, Chordata, Mammalia, Artiodactyla, Bovidae. Gene Ontology annotation, molecular function: tryptophan-tRNA ligase activity; ATP binding. The transcript has 6 exons.
AUGGCGCUGCACUCAAUGCGGAAAGCGCGAGUGUGCUGGAACUUCAUCCGGGCACUUCAUCAAGGACCCGACGCUGCUCCCGUUCCCCAGAAAGAUGCCGUGAAGCGAAUAUUCUCGGGCAUUCAGCCUACUGGAAUCCCCCACCUCGGCAACUAUCUGGGAGCCAUUGAGAGCUGGGUGAGGUUACAGGACGAGCAUGACUCUGUGCUGUACAGUAUUGUUGACCUACAUUCCAUCACUGUCCCCCAAGACCCAACCAUCCUCCGGCAGAGCAUCUUGGACAUGACUGCUGCUCUUCUCGCUUGUGGCAUAAACCCAGAGAAGAGCAUCCUUUUCCAGCAAUCUCAGGUGUCUGAGCACACACAAUUAAGUUGGAUCCUUACCUGCAUGGUCAGAUUACCUCGAUUACAACAUUUACACCAGUGGAAGGCAAAGACUGCCAAGGAGAAGCAGAGUGGAACCAUGGGGCUGCUCACAUACCCAGUGCUCCAGGCAGCUGACAUUCUGCUGUACAAGUCCACACACGUUCCUGUUGGGGAGGAUCAAGUCCAGCACAUGGAGCUAGUUCAGGAUCUAGCACAGAGUUUUAACAAGAAAUAUGGGGAGUUCUUCCCAGUACCCAAGUGCAUUCUGACAUCAAUGAAGAAGGUAAAAUCCCUGCGUGAUCCCUCUGCCAAAAUGUCGAAAUCAGACCCCGAUAAACUGGCCACUGUCAGAAUAACCGACAGCCCGGAGGAGAUAGUGCAGAAGUUCCGCAAGGCUAUGACGGACUUCACCUCGGAGGUCACCUACGAGCCCGCCAGCCGAGGAGGCGUGUCCAACCUGGUGGCCAUUCACGCAGCCGUGGCUGGACUCCCCGUGGAGGAGGUGGUCCGCCGCAGCGCUGGGAUGGACACUGCUCGCUACAAGCUGGUGGUGGCAGAUGCUGUGAUUGAGAAAUUUGCUCCAAUUAAAAGUGAGAUUGAAAAACUGAAGAUGAACAAGGACCACUUAGAGAAAGUUUUGCAAGUUGGGGCGGCAAAAGCCAAAGAAUUAGCAUAUCCCGUGUGCCAGGAGGUGAAGAAAUUGGUGGGCUUUCUAUAAGAAGUUUCAGUGAGUCGCAAAAAGACUUUUCUAAAUUGUGGUCUGUGCACUCCGAUAAAGGCAGCUUUUCUCACAAGCAAACAAUUAGAGUUUAGGUACACAUAAUUUGGUACAUCUGAUCAUUGGUUUCAUUUGAUGAAUAAUGAUUUGCAGGUUUCAAAUAAAGCAGUGUUCCGAAUCCCAAAUUCUCUAGCAAAAAACAAAAAAAAACCAAAAAACCAGAAGGCAUAACUAUCUGAAUCCUCAGUUAUUUGAUGCAUGCUCAUUGGCUUUAAUUUAUUCACACAAAUGUGAUUGAGGUAAGUAGUAGUUAAUUUGGCCAUUGGGUGUUUCAUUUUUUGUCUCUGGAGUCCUUACCAUCACAGGUGCCCCCUUUAUCUAUCCCAAACUUUUUAAAAAGUAAUGUGUAGAAGUCUUA